Messenger RNA from Ictalurus furcatus (blue catfish), 2418 nucleotides. RefSeq names its product tripartite motif-containing protein 16-like. Bases 527 to 2200 code for a protein of 557 amino acids. NCBI's taxonomy places the organism in Eukaryota, Metazoa, Chordata, Actinopteri, Siluriformes, Ictaluridae. The transcript has 7 exons. Gene Ontology annotation, molecular function: protein binding; zinc ion binding. The record is from RefSeq and is a predicted model, not a curated record.
CGAUGACUUCAUAAAAUUCUAAUUCUACAUCAUCGACUCUCUUCCAUACAGACAGCAAUACACUACGACUUCAUAAAAUUCUAAUUCUACAUCAUCGACUCCCUUCCAUACAGACAGCAAUACACAACGACUUCAUAAAAUUCUAAUUCUACAUCAUCGACUCUCUUCCAUACAGACAGCAAUACACAACGACUUCAUAAAAUUCUAAUUCUACAUCAUCGACUCCCUUCCAUACAGACAGCAAUACACAACGACUUCAUAAAAUUCUAAUUCUAAAUACUUAAAAGACAAACUGCCUGCGUGUUAACACGGACUUCAGGGUGAAACUUUUCCUCGAGCAUCCUCCGGUUUGCUUGUUGUCCAGAAAAGCUGAAAAGUCUCGCGCAGCCCAGCCAGGACACCAAACUGUCGUGGAAAUUAGACAACACUCGCAGACUCGUCCUCUGAAGGAAGCCACUCCUCAUUUCAGAGAAAACGAAGCUCAAAGUUCAGUGCAAUCUCUCUCUCUGCGUUUGAGUUCAGGAAAAUGGCCGAGGCCAGUAUUUCAGUAGAUCAGGAUCGGUUCAGCUGUCCAGUUUGUCUGGAUCUGCUGAAGGAUUCGGUGACGAUCCCCUGUGGUCACAAUUUCUGUAAGGUGUGUAUUAAUGACUACUGGGAUCAGGAAGAUGAGAGCAGAGUGUAUCACUGUCCUCAGUGCAGAGACACUUUCACUCCGAGGCCUGUUCUACGCAGAAACAUCAUGCUGGCUGAAGUGGUGGAGAAACUGAAGAAGACUGAAGUCCAAGCUGCUUCUCCUGCUCACUGUUACGCUGGACCUGGAGAUGUGGAGUGUGAUUUCUGCACCGGGAGAAAACGCAAAGCCGUCAAGUCCUGUCUGAUGUGUCUGGCCUCCUCUUGUGAAACUCAUUUAAAACCUCAUCUUGAAGGUCCUGCUUUGAAAAAGCACAAGUUGGCCGAAGUUUCUGGAAAUCUACAAGAGAAGAUCUGCUCUGAGCAUGAUAAAGUGCUGGAGAUCUACUGUCGUACUGACCAAAGCUUCAUCUGUUAUCUGUGUAUGACGGAUGAACACAAAAGCCACGACACCGUCUCAGUUAAAGCGUGCAGAACUGAAAAACAGAGUGAGUUAAAGGAGGAGCAGAUGAAAUCCCAGCAGAGAAUCCAGGAGAAGCAGAAGAAGGUGCAGGAGCUGAAACAGGCUGUGAACACUAUAAAGCUCAGUGCACAGACAGCAGUGGAGGACAGUGAGACGAUCUUUACUGAGAUGAUCGGCUCCGUGGAGAAAAGGCGCUCGGAGGUGACGGAGCUGAUCAGAGCUCAGGAGAAGGCUGAACUGAGUCGAGCUGAACGACUCCUGGAGCAACUGGAGCAGGAGAUUGCUGAUCUUCAGAGGAGAGUUACUGAGCUGGAGGAGCUUUCACACACAGAUGAUCACCUCCACUUCCUCCAGAGUUUCCAGCCUCUCCGUGUCUCUUCUGGACAUGAGGAUUCAUGCAGCAUCACUGUCAAUCAACAUCUCUCAUUUGAUGGAGUGAGGGAAUCUCUCUCUGCUCUGAAAAAGAGACUCGAGGAAUUCUGCCAGGAGGAAUUCAUCAGAAUCCCUGAACACGCUGCAGCAGUUCAGAUCAUUUUACCCUCAGAACCAAAGAGCAGACAAGAUUUUCUGCAGUAUUUCUGUGAUCUGACUCUGGAUCCCAACACAGUAAAUUAUAACCUCAUUCUGUCUGAGAGGAACAGAGCGGUGACGUACACUGAGAGAAAGCAGCAGUACUCUGAUCAUCCAGAGAGAUUUGACACCUACAAGCAGGUGUUGAGUAAGGAGAAUGUGUGUGGACGCUGUUACUGGGAGGCGGAGUGGAACGGUGAUGUGUGGGUGUACAUAUCAGUCUCGUAUAAAGACAUCAGCAGGAAAGGACGGGGUAAUGAGCGUUGGUUUGGACACAACAAUCAGUCCUGGAGUCUGUGUUGUUCUACUUCUUCUCUCUUUUUCUGUCACAACAACAUUAAGACUCGUCUCACAGGUCCACCAUCCUUCAGAAUAGGAGUGUAUGUGGAUCACAGUGCAGGAACUCUGUCCUUCUACAGCGUCUCUGACACGAUGAAUCUCCUCCACAGAGUCCACACCACAUUCACUCAGCCCUUAUACGCUGGGUUCUGGGUGCCGUAUUAUGGAUCAACUCUGAGAUUAUGCAAUCCAAAAUAAAAUAUUAGUAAUGUCAUUUGCAUUUAAAAUAUUCAAUAUAUCAUAAUUUACUUUCAAAUCAAACUUACUCAGAGAUAUGAGUAACUUAUUUUAAAUUUCUUCUUUUUUUAUUAGUACCAUUAGUUCUUCUUUCCUCUGUCUUUUAAGAGAUUUUAAUUAUAUAAAUGAAAGUAUUAUUGCUUGUGAAAACCUGUAUAAUAAAUCACUGCUAUAAUCGC